UUCCUUUUGUUUUCCUGGUCUUCUCCCUUUUCGUUCUCUUUUUAGAACUUGGUAGGGAUGAUGUGUUUGAUGUCUGCAGUGGACGCCCUUCAAGAGAUAGCUGCACAACUGGGGAAGAAAGACUGGAAUCGCAGCGUAAAUCAUUGCAAUGCCGCAAGCUGGAGAACACCAAAUUCAGUUGGGGCUCCGUACAACAAUACUGUCAACUGCAAUUGUUCCUACCCUGAUGGUGUAUGCCACGUGGUUCAAAUAUUUUUUAAAGCGCAGGAUCUUGAUGGUACACUUCCACCUGCAGUGGUGAAGCUACCCUACCUUAAGCAAAUUGAUCUCAAUAGGAACUACCUUAGUGGCACAAUACCAAGAGAAUGGGCUUACACAAAGCUGGAAUUUCUGUCCAUCAGUGCCAACAACUUAUCAGGACGUAUUGACUACUUGGGAAACAUCACUACUCUUCAAACCCUGAGCAUAGAAAGCAACCUGUUUUCUGGACCUAUUCCCCCAGAGCUUGGGAACUUGGUUGACUUGGAGACUCUCACUCUUAAUGCCAACAAUCUCACUGGAGAGUUGCCCACCACUCUCACAAAUCUGACCAAAUUGAAAAAUCUGAGGAUUAGCAGUAACAACUUUGCCGGAAGAAUGCCUGAGUUCUUUGGAAGCUGGAAACAACUUCAGGCAUUAGAGAUCCAAGCUAGUGGUAUUGAGGGGCCCAUUCCUUCUAGCCUUUCAGUCUUGAGUAAUUUGACCGAGCUAAGAAUUAGUGACUUACGUGGAGAGGGUUCACUUUUUCCACCAUUACAGAACAUGGGAGGAAUGAAACACUUGAUGUUGAGGAGCUGUAAUAUCUCUGGAAAAAUCCCUCCAUAUAUAUCAAAUAUGACACACCUGAAUAAAUUGUAAUUCUUUGGUUCAUUAUUCUCUAUAAUUUUUAGUGAAGUGAAUGGAUAUGAAGACAUUUAGAAUGAUUUUUAUGUUGAAACGUGUAGAUAUAA
Juglans regia (Persian walnut) is the source of this 989-nucleotide messenger RNA. Its product is annotated as probable leucine-rich repeat receptor-like serine/threonine-protein kinase At3g14840. NCBI's taxonomy places the organism in Eukaryota, Viridiplantae, Streptophyta, Magnoliopsida, Fagales, Juglandaceae. The record is from RefSeq and is a predicted model, not a curated record. The transcript is spliced from 10 exons. Bases 58 to 897 code for a protein of 279 amino acids. Gene Ontology annotation, molecular function: protein binding.